Messenger RNA from Erpetoichthys calabaricus (reedfish), 2082 nucleotides. Its product is annotated as zinc finger protein 845-like. Gene Ontology annotation, cellular component: nucleus. Gene Ontology annotation, molecular function: DNA-binding transcription activator activity, RNA polymerase II-specific; RNA polymerase II cis-regulatory region sequence-specific DNA binding. The transcript is spliced from 4 exons. The record is from RefSeq and is a predicted model, not a curated record. Gene Ontology annotation, biological process: regulation of transcription by RNA polymerase II. NCBI's taxonomy places the organism in Eukaryota, Metazoa, Chordata, Cladistia, Polypteriformes, Polypteridae. The coding region runs from base 1 to 2082 and encodes 693 amino acids.
AUGCCGGGAGACGGAAAGGACCGGAAGAGGGGCUAUAUCUUCCCCGGGACGCAAGAUGGCGACCUCCUUGGAUUGUAUGGGGGACAUACAGCUUGGAAGCUCAACCUUAUGGGAGGAUGUGACCACCACCAGGGUAUCAUACUUUACUGCUGUUGUGAGUGUGGAACACUCUUUCCUGACAUGAGUAUAUUUCAGAGCCACAAAAAAUUUCGCACAGGAGAGAAGCUAUGCUGCUGCCAUGAAUGUGGAAAACAAUUCUCUGACAGUUGUAAUCUUCAGAAACAUAUUAAAACUCACGCGGAACAGAAGGCAUAUUGCUGCUCUGAAUGUGGCAAAAUAUUUUCACAGAGAAGUGAUCUUCAGGACCACCAAAGAAUACACACAGGAGAGAAGCCAUAUCACUGUUCUGAAUGUGGUAAACAGUUUUCACAGAGAAGCUAUCUUCAGAUCCACCAGAAAAUUCACACUGGGGAGAAGCCAUAUUGCUGUUCUGAAUGUGGCAAAAAUUUUUUACGGAAAAGUCAGCUUCAAAGCCACCAAAGAAUUCACACAGGGGAGAAGCCAUAUGAUUGUUCUGAAUGUGGUAAACAGUUUUCACAGAGAAGCUAUCUUCAGAGCCACCAAAGAAUUCACACAGGGGAGAAGCCAUAUGAUUGUUCUGAAUGUGGUAAACAGUUUUCAGAAAGAAGCAAUUUUCUACGCCACAAACUAAUUCACACAGGACAGAAGCCAUUUGCCUGUUUUGAAUGUGGUAAACAGUUUUCAGAAAGAAGCAAUUUGCAACGCCACACAAUAAUUCACACAGGGCAGAAGCCACAUUGCUGUUCCGAAUGUGGCAAAAAGUUUUCACAUAAAAGCUAUCUUCAGAGCCACCAAUUAAGUCACAGAAUGGAGAAGCCAUAUGAGUGCUCUGAAUGUGGUAAAAAGUUCUCACAGAGUAGCACUCUUCGGAAACACCAAAGAAUCCACACGGGAAAGAAGUCCUAUUGCUGCCCUGAAUGUGGUAAAAAGUAUUCACAGAGAAGCCAUCUUCAGAGCCACCAAAGAAUUCACUCAGGGGAGGAGCCAUAUCGUUGUUCUGAAUGUGGUAAACAGUUUUUAGAAAAAAGAUAUUUUCAACGCCACAAAAAAAUUCACAAAGAAGAGAAGCCAUAUUGCUGUUCUGAAUGUGGCAAAACAUUUUCAUGGAAAAGGUAUCUUCAGAGCCACCAAAGAAUUCACACAGGGGAGAAGCCAUAUUACUGUUCUGAAUGUGGUAAACAGUUUUCAGAAAGAGGCAAUCUUCACCGCCACAUAACAAUUCACACAGGGCAGAAGCCAUAUUACUGUACUGAAUGUGGUAAACUGUUUUCAGAAAAAAGCAAUCUUCAACGCCACAUAACAAUUCACACAGGGCAGAAGCCAUAUUGCUGUUCUGAAUGUGACAAAAAGUUUUCACAGCGAGGCCAUCUUCAGAGACACCAAAGAACCCACACAGGGGAGAAGCCGUAUUGCUGCCCUGAAUGUGGAAAACUAUUCUCUUGCAAUAGUCACAUUUACAAUCACAGAAAGAUUCACAGUGGAGAGAAGCCAUAUUGCUGUUCUGAAUGUGGCAAACGAUUUACACAAAUGAGCAAUCUCUACUCCCACAAAAAACUUCACACUGGAGAGAAACCAUAUUGCUGUUCUGAAUGUGGCAAACGAUUUACACAAAUGAGCAAUCUCCGCUCCCACAAAAGACUUCACACUGGAGAGAAGCCAUAUUGCUGUUCUGAAUGUGGCAAGCAGUUCAGACACAAAAGAACCCUAUACAGACACAGAAUGAUUCACAGUGGAGAGAAGUCAUAUGGCUGUUCUGAAUGUGGCAAGCAGUUCAGACACAAAAUAAACCUUUAUAGACACAGAAUGAUUCACAGUGGAGAGAAGCCAUAUUGCUGUUCUGAAUGUGGCAAACGAUUUACACAAAUGAGCAGUCUCCACUCCCACACAAGACUUCACACUGGAGAGAAGCCAUAUAUUUGUUCUGAAUGUGGAAAAUCAUUCACCAGCAGUAGCGCUCAUCAAAAGCACAGAAAACGUCAUACUAAACUGAAGGGACAGUAG